AUGGCUGUUUCAGCCCCGCCGGUAAUCUCGGCAACUUCGAGCGGCUCCGGCGGCAGCGCCGGAGCCCCCGGGGGCUUGUUCCGGGCCGAGCCCCUCUAUUCCAGCAGCCCGUCCGAGUCCCCCCGGCUCACCACCAGCAUGAUCAACAGCUUCAUCGCCACCCCCGGCAACGUUAGCGGUAUGAGCGGCGGCGGCGGCGGCGGUGGCGGUGGCGGCAAUGAGUGUAAGAUGGUCGAUCUGCACGGAGUGAAGGUGGCUUCUUUCCUGGUGGAGGGGCAGGAGCUCAUUUGCCUGCCGCAGGUCUUCGACCUGUUCCUGAAGCACCUCGUAGGGGGGCUGCACACCGUCUACACCAAGCUGAAGAGACUGGAUAUCACACCCGUGGUGUGCACUGUAGAGCAGGUCAGGAUCCUCCGGGGGCUGGGCGCCAUCCAGCCCGGGGUGAACCGCUGCAAACUCAUUACCAGAAAGGACUUCGAAACUUUGUACAACGACUGCACCAACGCCAGAAGGGAGAGAGAGCUCACAAGAAAAAAAUCUGUGAAUUCUUCAAGGCCUGGAAGACCCCCCAAACGUUCCCUGGGAGUGACCAUACAAGAAAAUGCACGCCUUCUGCCUCAUGGCGUCCCAGGCCUCAUAUCUCCAGGCCUUAUCUCACCAACAGAGCCGAUCUCUUUCUGUGGGACAGCUCUCCAGGAGAUCCUCUCAGUAAGGCUUGCUGAGCAGCCCCCGACUCUUCUUUCAAGCUCAGUAGUUUUGCACACACUUGCAGAAAGCCUCUCCUUUUGCUACUCACUGCACACACUCAGUGCUCAGCAGAGUGCGAUUGACUUGGCCCCAGCCAUCGCUGAGCAGGCAGCAGAGCUGAAAUAUCUCAGGGCAGCAGGCCAUUUCAAAGGCCUCCAGCUUGAUGAUGGGCGCUGGAGUUGGCAGGUAUUAGAGGCCAUGAAGUUGCAGAAGAUGAAGCUCAUGGCAAUGAAAGUCCAUGGAAGUGGAAGCCAAAAUGAGACUGAAUCAGAAAAUGAAGAGCUUAAUUCUGAUGCUGGUGGAAGUGAAUCCUCCUGGGACAAGGAAAAGAUGCAGUCUCCUAUGACUCCAGGAACCCAGCCUGGUGUGAGCCAUGCCACACUGCCGGGACAGGCCAGCCUUGGAAGUGCCCAUCCACUCAAUCCUCUCCAGCAAAAUCAUCUGCUGACUAACAGGCUUGACCUGCCAUUUAUGAUGAUGCCUCAUCCACUGCUGCCUGUCACCUUGCCUCCUGCAUCAGUUGCCAUGGCGAUGAAUCAGAUGAACCACCUCAAUACUAUUGCCAACAUGGCUGCUGCAGCCCAGAUGCAUAGCCCACUCACCAGGGCAGAGGCUUCUGUUAUUAAGGAGAGGAUUCAGGAGAGCCCUUCUCCUGCUCCUUCUUUGGAUGAGGGCCUUCGCCCUGUGAGCCUUGAGUCUUCACAUCAUAGCAGCAGCAUGUCCAGCUCUCCUUCUCAUAUGGAUCACAUCCCGGAUAGAUUUGAAGAAGUGCAGAUGGCCAUGCCGAUGAUGAAACCAGGCCUAGAGAAGGCUCAACUGGCUGGUCAAGCCAUGCCUGCUGGGUUCUCCUCCCCAUUCAUUUUUGCUGAUAGCCUUUCUUCUGUGGAAACGCUUCUGACCAACAUUCAGGGCCUUCUGAAAGUGGCUCUUGACAAUGCCCGCAUCCAGGAGAAGCAGAUGCAGCAAGAGAAGAAGGAACUGAGGAUGGAACUCUUCAGGGAGAGGGAGCUGAGAGAGACCCUGGAGAGGCAGCUUGCUGUGGAGCUGCAGAGCCGGGCCACUAUUCAGAAGCGCCUGAAGAAGGAGAAGAAGGCCAAGAGAAAACUGCAGGAGGCCCUGGAAUUUGAGUCCAAGCGCCGUGAGCAAGUGGAGCAAGCUCUGAAGCAAGCCUCCACAGGUGCCAAUGGGUUCAGGCUGCUGGGGGUAUUCCAGGUGGGGAACAGGCCCCAGAGUAAUGCAGGCACCCUAGAGUUAAUUGCUCUUUUCACCAGUGCACCAAUGAACUCAAUGGGCUAUGCUGCCGUACCAGAGAGAGAAAUGGAGAACGGGACUCAGCCUGACAAUGCGGCAACAAUGCAAGGUUGA
Gracilinanus agilis (Agile Gracile Mouse Opossum) is the source of this 2112-nucleotide messenger RNA. It is a transcript of the gene DACH2, whose product is annotated as dachshund family transcription factor 2. Lineage: Eukaryota; Metazoa; Chordata; Mammalia; Didelphimorphia; Didelphidae. The record is from RefSeq and is a predicted model, not a curated record.